Messenger RNA from Schistocerca cancellata (South American locust), 2168 nucleotides. RefSeq names its product arf-GAP with Rho-GAP domain, ANK repeat and PH domain-containing protein 3-like. NCBI's taxonomy places the organism in Eukaryota, Metazoa, Arthropoda, Insecta, Orthoptera, Acrididae. The record is from RefSeq and is a predicted model, not a curated record. Gene Ontology annotation, molecular function: protein binding. The transcript has 3 exons. Bases 1 to 726 code for a protein of 241 amino acids.
AUGGCGGGCAACAUCGUCGAGGCGUGGCUGCGCUCGCUGCACCUCGGCCAGUACGCCGAGUCCUUCCUGGACAACGGCUACGACGACCUGGAGAUCUGCAAGCAGGUGGGCGACCCCGACCUGGACGCGAUCGGCGUGCUGGAGCCCGGGCACCGCGCGCUGCUGCUGCGCUCGGUGCGCCGGCUGCGCGAGCACGGCGCCGCCUCCGUCUACUUCACGCUGGAGGAGGGCCCACCAGCCGCACCAGCACCACCACCACCAGCACCAGCAGCAGCAGUUCCAGCGCGCCGUCUGCCUCGGGGGACAGCACGUCCCCACAUCGGUGAGUCCUGCGGCCGUCGCCGUCUACAGCAAGGAGAAGAUGGUAGUCGUGUACCGCAGGAAGUCAAACCGCUAGCCACGGACUGCCUGCGAGACGAAGCCACACCCACAGCAGAAACCCGCCAACCCUUGACCAGGACACAACGACGAUGCCGCACGACGCAGAAGAAACUCCACCUCCACUGGCUGUUCCUACUGACUCCUGCAAACAGUAUCCUAUGGUCUCUUGAUCUAAGAGCAACACGUUCCUUGUUAAGUAACUACGUACUUGAUACGGUACGCCAAUUUUUAAAACAUCUGUCCACGUUACGGGUUCCUGUAAUCUCACUCAUUCUUUUCAUUGCCAGGUUAUCUUACUUAAAGAUAUACUUUUUUGAAAUGUCUACUUUUACUGAUCAGCAAUAAACAAAUUUUAAAAAAAGGUAAAAUAUCUAAGAAAAAGAUAAUUUAUCACUCAACUACACAAGCUGCCAUUAACAAAGAAACUGUUUCUCGAACAAUACCUCCAGUGACAGUAUUUUAAGAAUAAUGCUAGAUUUAUUGUAGAUUUAGCAGAUUUACGAGUCAUACAAUCAUAAAAGUUCCAACUUUCUACUAAUUAUUUAUACAAUAAGAGUUUUAAGGAAGUAUUAGGUUGUAAGUCCCGUUUAGAUACCAGUUUCAUCAGCGGAAAUGAGUAGUGAAAGUUGAAGUACAAAUAUCGAUUCAUUUUAGAGCGAAGAGCUCAGAUGACUGCAAUAUUUAUUUCAUAUAGUCACGUCUCAACAGAAAAUGACAAUUUCUAACAGAAAACUGUUAAUCAUUUUGUACAUCAUAUAUUUAUUGGGAUUAGAUGAAGUCUUUAUUCACCGAACGCUGAGAUAUUCAUUGUCAUGGACCUCUACUAAUUAAUCUCUUUCAAAGCUGUUGUUAAUGUUAUUAAUGUUAGUUUGGAAGUUAAGUCUUUGCUGUGAAUGCCAAAUAUAUUUGAGAUUGUUGAGAGGUCCGUCGCUUUCAUCUGGCUCUUCUCUUGACUUAGAAGUUCUUAGCCGGAGUUUUGUACUGUGAAAUGUUAUUAUACAAGGUAAGAUACUACAACAAACACUGUAAUUGUGGUCAGCAAAUUGGAUAUCAGUUUAUUAAAAGAGGGCAGUCGAUCCAUAAAACGGUACAUGUUAACUGUAUCUUCGAGUAUCUUCCAUUUAAUGCGGCAAUAGAUAAAACGAAAUCCGCUGAUAGGUGAAAACUAAUUUUCAUUGAAGUAAUGUGUAAAAGAUAGUUUCAGUUGGGUCCAGAGACUAUUUUUGCUGAAAAACAAAUGGAUUAAGAAAACUCUUGUUCACCAUGGUGUCUAUUUUCUGUGUUAGUAUGGUACUGAAAGUUCUCUGUGAUAGAUAUUGGACGUAGGUGAGGGAAAAAGCUGAUGAAUGUCACUACGAUCUACAGUUGGAAGACGAUGACUAUAUAACAUGCAAUAAUUGUAACUAGUUCAUAAAGUUUUGUACUUUUGAAAACCGAUGUGUGAUUUACUUGGUUAUAUUGCCUUGUAUAAUGUAUUAUGUGUAGUUGAAGAAUUGUUAAAAAUGGACUACAGUUUUCCAAAUAAAAGAAAAUUCUGAACCUUUGUAGCAACAAUUACUCCGCUCCCAUCACGUUGGUUGAAUUUCACUGUUUUAAAGGAAUACGAGUUUCGUUUAAUUAUGUAGUGUAAGUUAGGACUAUGAACAUGUUGCCUUUAAGAGAUUUCUCUUUCACAUUACUAAUACAUUUUAAGUGUAUGUAUAGUAUAUCAGUGAGCUCUGUGAUACGUUUGUAGAAAAGAGUAUAUUCUCUCAUAUUAUGAAAAUUAAUUUAGUCCACAACAUCUU